AUGGAAGGAGAGCCAUGCAACACCAAUCUAACCCUCGGGCUAGGAGUGAUCCAUUCAGAUGUCGUCGACAUUGCCUCUCAAGAUUUGCGCCAGCGAGGGGUAGCAGGAAGACCGUCCUGCCUACAUCACAGCUUAUUCCCGCCCUCCGAUGUGGGUGAAAUAGAUCAGGAUCAGGAGAAAGACCAAGGCUUGUGGAGAUCGAGUCUGUCGACUGCAAGCGAAGACGAAGAUGAAGACAUCUCGAACACGGGACCCAGCGAGGCAGACGGAGGAAACAAGAAGAACAUCCGGCUAACCAGGGAGCAUUCAGCCGUGCUUGAACGUGUCUUCAGAACACAGAGCACCGUCACCACUGUACGGAGAAAAUUUAUGCGAAACAUCCGUUGUUUUCAUCGAGCACGAAGCAUCUCCUAACGUUACCUAAUACACGUUGUUUUCCAGAGCGUGAAGCAGGAACUAGCUGAUCGGCUAAAUCUUCAUCCUCGGCAAAUAGAAGUGUGGUUUCAGAACAAGAGAGCUAGGCAUGUUUCAAUAAACAUAGAACACGUAUCCAUGUUGAAGUGCAUGGUUUACUGUUGAUUUAGACUGUUACGAGGUUUUUUCCGUAGAGGAGAAUGUGUGGUCCACGAAUGACAAUGAUUCAAUUGAAACUUACAAGAAUUUUAGAGUUUGACUGUUGGCGUUUGAGCAGGAACAAACUGAAGCGGAUGGAGGUGAACUACGAGCUCAUGAAUAAAUGCUGCGAGAGCCUUACUUGCGAGAACCAGCAGUUGAAGGAGGAGUUGAAGAAGCUGAGGUCAAUGAUGACACCGUCCGUCUGUCCAUCCUGCCAGCGGCUGAAGGAGGAGCUCCACUGCUCCCUGCCAACAGAUCCCCACGUAAACGACGCUUAA
Messenger RNA from Spirodela intermedia, 893 nucleotides. The record is from the annotation of a GenBank genome assembly. Lineage: Eukaryota; Viridiplantae; Streptophyta; Magnoliopsida; Alismatales; Araceae.